Protopolystoma xenopodis is the source of this 348-nucleotide messenger RNA. The record is from the annotation of a GenBank genome assembly. NCBI's taxonomy places the organism in Eukaryota, Metazoa, Platyhelminthes, Monogenea, Polystomatidea, Polystomatidae.
CAUUUGUUUAUGACAUUUCCUCGCGUCGUGACCAUGGCCAGUGGACUACUCAUUCUUGAUUGUUUACUCUCCGUCUAUCUGAUUUAUCAUGUUUGGCUCAUUCUGACCAACCAGACUGACUAUGAACGUUACCGUGGCCAGCAGCUGCGUCGGCGACACCAUGGAUCAAUUUCUGGUAUGGCCGGAGUCGAACUGCUCACUGGUCACUCUGAGCAGCUAGACACAAAAUAUACUCAAUUCACUGGAUCAGACACGAAAGGAUCAGCAAUACAUCCUCGGAUCAUACAGAUUGAUCAACCAACUGACAUAUUAUCCGAUUUCUCUGGAAUGGACUCGAUUCGAAAGCGU